Rotaria sp. Silwood2 is the source of this 936-nucleotide messenger RNA. NCBI's taxonomy places the organism in Eukaryota, Metazoa, Rotifera, Eurotatoria, Philodinida, Philodinidae. The record is from the annotation of a GenBank genome assembly.
AUGCCUGAUGANGCAAUUAUUAUUCAUGGAUUAACUAUUCGAGUUUGUAAUCCAAUGGCAUCUUUACAAGCACGUGAUUUACUUCCAUUGAUUUCAUGUGCUGUAACAAUGAUUCUUUUUAUUUUUUAUAUUGCUCUAGCAAUGACAGUUUAUACAAAAACAACAUAUGAUGAUGAAAAACAAUGUUUUUUAAGUUCAAGUAUAUUGAUGUUUUUCGUUUAUUUCUUUUUAAUUUUCAUGUUUUGUGUCAAAACAAGUAUUGGAUAUUUUAAUUAUGUACGAUUCGUUCGUCUAUUUCCUGAACCAUCCCAUCGAAAUUUAUUUAUUAUGCUUGUCAUUUCAUUUUUUAUUUCGAUUACAUGGGUUUCUUUUGCAGCUGGAUUUAAUUCAAAUCUAUCAUUUCAAAUUACUCAACUAUAUCCAUAUAAAUUGUGUUGGUUUACUCGUGAUGUUAUUUAUUAUUUUCUGACUAUACCUGUGGGUGUAUUUCUUUUAAUCAAUAUAUUCAUAUUUAUUCGUGUAGCUCAACGUAUAUUGAAUCAUAUUCAAAAUGCAAAAUCACCUCAUCAAUCAUAUGAAAGAAUGAAACUGUGCAUACUUGUUUUACUUUCAUCGUGUGCUACUCAAGGUAUUGGUUGGCUUUUUGGUCCAUUUCUUACGUUUGUAAAUGAAAACACAGCGAAUGUUUUAGGAUGGUUUUUUAAUAUAUUUAAUGGAUUAGAAGGUCUUUGGGCUAUUAUUUUAUAUAUGAUAAUUCGAUCACAACGUUUAGAUGAACGAAAACGUCUUAUGGCCUUGAAAGAACUAACAGAAUCAACCAGGAUAUCAUUUAUAAGACGUGAGAAAAGUCGCAAAAAGGAUUCAAAUCGCGAAUCAUUUGUUUUCGAUGAUCUAUAUGGGUUGGAAACCAUCGACAUGACGAAUGCCAGUUGUUAG